AGAACACCAAGAUAAUUACACAAUGAAGGAUUAUGAUGAAACCACAGCAUUCCUGGGUCAGUGGGGAUGCUUCCAACGGGUUGUCUUCUUUGUGCUUGUUGCUAGCAUCAUACCCAAUGGAUUUGGGGCUUUUUCUGUUGUCUUUUUUGCUGACGUUCCCAGUCACCACUGCCUGGUGCCAGAUGAAAAUCUUACCGAAGGCUGGCUUGAUGCCAUUAUCCCUGUCGAGUUGGUAGAUGGGAAACAGGAGCGGAGCCGUUGCAGCAGAUACCAGCUGGAUUUGGUUAAAAAUUUCUCUGCUCAGGGUUUUAUUCCUGGCAGGGAUGUUAACCUUAGUCAGCUGGAACAGGAGGGCUGUGUAGACGGAUGGAGCUAUAGUAAAGAUACCUAUGAGUCCACUGUUGUCUCAGAGUUUGAUUUGGUGUGCAGUGAGCAGUGGAAGCAGCCGUUCACCUCUACCAUCUUCUUCCUGGGAGUUCUUAUUGGAUCAUUCAUCUCAGGACAGCUCUCAGACAUGUUUGGGAGAAAACCUGUUCUCUUUGCAACCAUGGCACUUCAGACUGUCUUUACAUUUGUUCAAAUCUUCUCCCUGUCUUGGGAAGUUCUGUGCAUCCUCACCUUCAUUGGUGGAAUGGGACAAAUCUCCAACUAUCUGUCUGGAUUUGUGCUCGGAACUGAAAUUUUGACUGGCAAUGUGAGGGUGUUAUUUUCAUCAAUGGGUGUAUGCCUGGGCUUUGCUUGUGGCUACAUGAUGCUGCCACUCUUUGCUUAUUAUUUAAGGAACUGGAAAUCUCUCCUGUUGGCUUUGUCUGUGCCUGGACUGGCUUACCUCCCUCUCUGGUGGAUCAUCCCAGAGUCUCCCAGAUGGCUGCUCAGUCAGGGGAGAGUGGAGGAGGCUGAGGCCAUAGUGAGAAAGGCUGCUAGGUGGAACAAAGUUCAGGCUCCACUGGUCAUUUUUGAGGAAAGUAGCGCUGAUGGGAUAAUGACACUCCCGAAGAAACACCACAACUUUUUUAGUCUGCUGAAGACAAAAAACAUCAGAAACACAACUGUGAUUCUGUGCUUACUGUGGUUCUCCUUGAGUCUUGGAUACUAUGGCCUGUCCCUCAACACAUCCCGACUUCAUGCUGACCCCUUUCUCAGCUGCUUCAUUUCAGCCAUUGUAGAGGUUCCAGCUUACAUUUCCAGCUGGUUUGCACUACGAUACAUUCCUCGACGAGUAUCUACCAUCUGCAUCUUGCUCUUUGGGGGAGUCUCACUGUACCUGAUUCAGCUGAUACCAAAAAGUUUACUUAGUCUGUCUGUUGCACUGGAGAUGCUGGGAAAAUUUAGUAUUACCAGUGGUACAUCCCUGAUGUUUGUCUACACAGCAGAGCUUUACCCAACAGUGAUCAGAAACACAGCGACUGGAACAUGUAGUACUGUUUCUAGAGUUGGCAGCUGUAUUGCACCUUUUCUUUUACAGCUGAGUGUAUACUUUAAGUAUCUUCCAUAUAUAUUGUUGGGGACUCUGUGUGCUGUGUCUGCCUUGGCUGCCCUCUUCCUGCCAGAGAGCUUUAAACUACCCCUCCCUGAAACAAUUGAACAGAUGCACGAGAGAGAACGCUUGAAAUGGCCACUCAUCGCUAUGAAACAACAAUCAAAACCUGGGGUACUUUCUGAAACUAAACUUUGAUUGUCUAAGAUGUUCCAAAAUAACUGGAAUAUGUUGUAAUUAAUUUGAAAAUGUAAUAUGAUUAAACAGACAUGCAAUGAAAGAUUGACAUGGAUAUGUAUUUCAACAGUCGACCAUUUAGGAGUUGAUUAAAUGUGCUUGAAUUCUCUGUGUGGCUUCAUGAAUCAGCAAUGUAUACAAAAUAAUAACAAUGCACUUUAAAACAUUUAAGUAAAUAUGUAAUGAAAAAUGCAGUUGUAUUUUUUUAGAAAAUGCAUCAUUUAUUAAAAUAUCAUCGGUAAAAUUGCAUUGAUAAGUAUAAGACUAUCAUUUGUCACACUGUUCCUUUCACAGUGUUAACAAAAUAAGAAAACUCCUGAUGAGUUAUUUGAAGGCACCAUUGCAUUGUUCGAAUUAAUGUUAAGUUUCUUUGUCCUGUUUAAGUUGCAUCAUUUCACAAAUCCAGUGACAACAUGGACAGAUUUGUGAUUUCUGCCCAGUUAUCUGCCUCGUAACAGGGCUUGACAUUGACACCAUUGACACGCCAACUAGCCAAAUGCGGUUGGAUUUCGGCCGUGGCGGUUAGCAGCGUGACUUUAACUAGCCACGAUGGCGGGUUGAAUUUAUCAGUGUCACAACUAAUGCUUCACUCUGAAAGUGCUUGUCAGUUAGCCCUUAUGAUUUAGACUUGUUACAGAGAGGCUGUUCGGCACAUGAAAGCUCAAAUUUCCCUCCAAAAUAACUGAAAAGUGGCUGGUCUCUUCAUCCAUUCAUGCGUAUUUUACGCAGCGCCAAGGGCUUUGAUGCUGUGAUCAUCGGUGGAGCUAGGGGGUGGCUACUGGGGCUUAAGCCCCGGAUGUUUUCAUCCUCUGGCAUUCCUCCCCCAGAAAUCUUUGACCUUCAAAAGCUUGAUUUCCUAUAUUUUGGUGUGUUUUGCGUUUUUUUUCUUACUAAAAAUGAAGUGGCUAAAUUAGCUAUGAAUUGCAGAAAAAUUCUCAAGUUAACUGUUUCCACAUGAUGGAGUCAAUAAGGUCAGACUAAACACAAAAUCAAACCAUCUUCUGGAGUCUAAAAGCCACAUAAUAUUUAUCUGCAUAAUAUCCCAGAUAAAUGAGAGACCAAAUCCUGUCAGAUUUUCAGAAUUGCCAAUAUUUUAAAAAGUAAAAAAGUUAGUGUUUCUGUCUGAUUUUAACCUCUCCAGUCUACAGUCAGCUCACACUUCAGCAGAAACACGGUAAACAGUCGACCCAGGCCAAAUCAUGAGUAGAAGUUUAAUCUCCCUCUUUUAGAUCAUCCUUUAUUCUAUAUGGUUCAUGUCUGACUACAGUGUUUUAAACACAGCUGUAA
Messenger RNA from Cheilinus undulatus (humphead wrasse), 3001 nucleotides. Its product is annotated as solute carrier family 22 member 5-like. Gene Ontology annotation, molecular function: transmembrane transporter activity. Gene Ontology annotation, biological process: transmembrane transport. Lineage: Eukaryota; Metazoa; Chordata; Actinopteri; Labriformes; Labridae. Gene Ontology annotation, cellular component: membrane. The transcript is spliced from 11 exons. The record is from RefSeq and is a predicted model, not a curated record. Bases 23 to 1675 code for a protein of 550 amino acids.